AUGUUCGAGCAUAUUCGUGACGUGGCACUGCCAAUCGGUGUGAUAGCACCAUUCUCGGGCAAUUUGUCAGUGUGCUGGUUGGACACACGAAAUAUCACAUAUGCGGCGUUGUCUCAACACUCGAAUGUAGGUUCAAAAUUAAAAAAAAAACAAAUUUGUACUCUUCCUAAUCCGAUAAAUGUACAUAAGGUCUACAUUUUUUCGCUAGACUAGACUACUAUAAUCCUUUUUAGAGUGUUUUGUGUGUACUUUGGUUAGGGGGGGGGGGAUUAUUAAGAUUAGAGGGAGGAGGGUAAUUUGUUAUGAAUAGGGUGACGUUUUGAAACAUUUUUGCGAAGCUUAGAGAUCCUUGAGAUCAUGAAAAAAAUUGAGAAGCUUGAGAAGCCUAAUAAGCCUAAGCCUAACCCUUUGAAGCCUAAGUCUAAGAAGCUCAAAAAGCAUGAGCCCAACCCUUUGAAACCCAAAAAGCUUAAGCCUAACUCUCUGAAGCCCAAAAAGCUUGAGAUUAACCUUUUGAAGCCUAAGAAGCUUAAGCCUACCUCUCUGAAGCCUAAAAAGUUCCAUUCUAACUCUUUGAAGCCUAAAAAGCUUAAGCCUAACCCUUUGAAGCCUAAAAAGCUUAACCAUAACCCUUUGAAGCCUAACAACCCUAAGCCUAACCCUUUGAAGCCUAAAAAGCUCAAGCCUAAACCUAAAAAACCUAAAAAGCUUAAGCCUAACCCCUUGAAGCCUAAAAAGCUUAAGCCUAACCCUUUGAAGCCCAAGAAACUUAAGCCUAACCCUUUCAAGCCUGAGAAGCCUAAGCUUCAGCUUAACUCUUUGAAGCCUAACAACCUCAAGCCUAAGUCUAAAUUGCCUAAGAAGCUUAAGCCUAAGCUUUUGAAUACCGAAAUGCUCAAUUCUAACCAUUUGAAGCCUAAGAACCCUAAGAAUCCUAAGCCUAACCCUAAGAAAGAAAACCUCCAGGUCCACAUUGCCAACUGGGACAACAAAACAGAUUCCGAAAUCAACUGGGAAACCAUCAACAUCGUCGACGAGGUCACCGAUCGUCCGGUCGAAAUCACAGCUGUCGGUUUGGUCCAUCCGAAUGCUCGCAAUUUCCCAGUCGUCAUUGUCGGAUCAACAACAUCGGUGCAGAUCUAUGAUGUGAAGAAGAAUGUGACACGUGUCAUGUUUCAGAUUUCUUUGGAGAGUAUUUUGAAGGAGUAUAGUGUUAACAAAGAUGUUGGCGCUUAUUGUAAAGGAAUCAGUUGUAAUGACAAUACAGUGCUAGUUGGUGAGCGUUUUCGUCUGAUUCUCUAGUCUCUGACUUUCCCUAACUUCAGGAACACACAGUGGCGAAAUCAUGAUGCUCAUGUGCAACGGUGAAUCCAACUUCUCCUCGCGAAAAACAUUAAAAGAGCACAAAACCCCGGUGGCUGAUAUUGCCACGUGUCGCUACGAUGAAAUAACAUGCAGUGCUUCGGGUGAUGGUGAAAUUAUUGUGUGGCAAAAGCCCGUGAAAGCGGUGUCGAUUCGGAUUUUGACCAAGUGAGUUGGAUUUCUGCUCUGCGAAUCUCGGACCUUCGAAAAAAAUCCAAUUUUUUCCAGACACCCCAUAAACAUUGUUAAUGUUUUGCGAAAACAUGUGAUUGUCGGAACUUUGCGUGGAAUUAUUCAAUUUUAUAGCGUUCUGACUGGCGAUUUGGCGUGCCAGGUACAUAAUUUCAGAGCAUUUUUUUUAAGAUACCAGAUUCAAAUUUAUAGAUUCACGCGCAUGCUCGUCCGAUUUCUUCAAUUUCGGUGGCUCCAGAAAGUGCCUACAUUUUAUCAGCUUCUGAAGACAGUCAAUUCUUCAUUUACAAACUUCACACCAGGAAACCACAUCCCUUUCAGGUUAGAGAGAUCUAGAAAUCUAGAUUUUUUCAAUUUUUCCAGGCUGAACAUCGCUUCGGAAUGCAUCUCCCUGACAAAUUAAUCGUUGGUGCACAAUUCACCAACGGUCGUGGAAGUUCAGUGGCAGUUGCCAGCUAUGAUCAAACCGCCAUCUCAAUGUACAAAAUAAAAAAAUUGCAAGCACCACUUCCAGCUGCAGCUGAACAACCUAUUCAACCUCAGGUUUAA
Molecule: messenger RNA, 2103 nt
Organism: Caenorhabditis angaria
Lineage: Eukaryota; Metazoa; Nematoda; Chromadorea; Rhabditida; Rhabditidae
Source: the annotation of a GenBank genome assembly